CCGUAGAAAACGUAAAUUCUAUCAGAACGUAGGAACUGGGACUGAUAAGAAGAAAGUAAUCUGUGAAGCCUGUGGUCAAAGUUACACCCAACAGAGUCUGUUGAUCCACAUGAGAAUUCAUACAGGUGAGAAGCCAUACUCCUGUGAAACAUGUGGCAAAAGUUUCAGUCUACGUAGUAAUUUGUUGAGCCACAUGAGAACUCACACAGGUGAGAAGCCAUAUUCCUGUGGAACAUGUGGAAAAAGUUGCAGUCAGCGUAGUAAUUUGUUGAGCCACAUGAGAACUCACACAGGUGAGAAGCCACAUUCUUGUGAAAAAUGCGGGAAAAGUUUCAGUCAACGUCAAACUUUGUUGAGCCACAUGAGAACUCACACAGGUGAGAAGCCACAUUCUUGUGAAACAUGCGGGAAAAGUUUCAGUCAUCGUAAAACUUUUUUAAACCACAUGAGAACUCACACAGGUGAGAAGCCACAUUCUUGUGAAAAAUGCGGGAAAAGUUUCAGUCAUCGUCAAACUUUUUUAAACCACAUGAGAACUCACACAGGUGAGAAGCCACAUUCUUGUGAAACAUGCGGGAAAGGUUUCAGUCAACGUAGUACUUUGUUGAUCCACAUGAGAACUCACACAGGUGAGAAGCCGUAUUCCUGUGGAACAUGUGGGAGAAGUUUCAGUCAGCGGAGUUAUUUGUUGAUCCACAUGAGAACUCACACAGGUGAGAAGCCGUAUUCCUGUGGAACAUGUGGGAGAAGUUUCAGUCAGCAUAGUUUAUUAACAUCCAACCAAUUUUUUACUUUAUUCAUUUCAUCAUUUAGUGUAUUUACAAGAUCAUCAUAG
Messenger RNA from Salarias fasciatus (jewelled blenny), 835 nucleotides. Its product is annotated as oocyte zinc finger protein XlCOF22-like. Bases 110 to 835 code for a protein of 241 amino acids. Gene Ontology annotation, molecular function: RNA polymerase II cis-regulatory region sequence-specific DNA binding; DNA-binding transcription factor activity. Gene Ontology annotation, biological process: regulation of transcription by RNA polymerase II. Lineage: Eukaryota; Metazoa; Chordata; Actinopteri; Blenniiformes; Blenniidae. The record is from RefSeq and is a predicted model, not a curated record. The transcript is spliced from 3 exons.